Molecule: messenger RNA, 2423 nt
Organism: Exophiala viscosa
Lineage: Eukaryota; Fungi; Ascomycota; Eurotiomycetes; Chaetothyriales; Herpotrichiellaceae
Product: fungal-specific transcription factor domain-containing protein
Exons: 3
Coding region: 477-2423 (648 amino acids)
Biological process (GO): positive regulation of transcription by RNA polymerase II
Cellular component (GO): nucleus
Molecular function (GO): DNA-binding transcription factor activity; transcription cis-regulatory region binding
Source: RefSeq, a predicted model, not a curated record
UCGCGGCUCCUCAAAUUUAUAUCCAUUUCGGUGGUGUCCAUAGCGUCCGCAAAGCCCGUAAUGUCCGUCAUUCUGCACCUGCUAAGCAACGGCUCCAGCGAAGAUGAAUGUUGCAAAAGCCAGAUGGAUUGGGAAGAUUGAAUCAGACGUUCUGUGCGCCGUUCCUGAGGGUUUUAUAUCUGCUCAAAUCAAUGAAGCUGGAAUACGAAGUCGGGUUAGCGCUGAAGAUGGAGACGAGUGUCAGUCUCCACCACAAUCAUGCAGGAGAUUUUAUCUCCGAGACUUGCCAGCGUUGAGCUACUCCUCCACCGUAAUGGUUUAUGGGGAAGCACACACCAUUUCACGACACCCGUCGCCGGCCAGAAACGGCAACACCCUUAUCGGUGUCUACCUUCCGCAUGGUAUCACCUUGCAGACAAGCCAGUCUCGCACAAUGUAGCCGCCGUCAUUGGCACCAUAUUUAACUUAAAGAACCAAUGCGGUUGAAUUGGAGGAAUGUCACCUCGGAAGAAGCUGGACCUCAAGGGUCUAAGUACGCGGUUCCCACGAAUCAUGAACAUGCUGGUCACGUCUCCAAGUCACAGCGCAAGUACAAAGUGCGCUUUCGACGAGACAGGGGAGCAACAAGAGCUACCAAGAGCCGACCGCCGGGCUUGAGGUCGAUUUCAUCAGCCGUGCUGGAAGUUGACCACGCGGUUCCUGUGUCCACGGCAGACGCGGCGAGGCGACAGGUCGAGAACCAGCCCCAAGGAUCAGUCUUGCAAUCUGAUCAGCUAGACGCACGAAGGCCAGAAGCCACGGGAAUGGAUCUGGAAUUAGGCACUGUCGAAGGUGCCUCUUUGUUGUAUGCUUUUAGCACAGAGCACAGAUGGGAUGAGGACCAGGGAGACCCAACCAUCACCUGGGAACCGUGCACUAGCCCUAUGGGAGACGACUCUCCAAGUCGACGCCAUGUGGGCUUCACAGACUCACGCCUUCGGGAUGCGGACGGAUUCAGUACAACAGUCAUGCUCGAAACACCGUCCGUAUCCUCCACAAAUCAACAGUCACCACAACUCAGCUUUCAAGCAGACAUCUUACCAAACAUCCCUUGCGAACUUCCAGCCGCUGGUGCUUGGUCGGGGGAAAGAACGUCCGAAAGAAGGUUCUACCUGCAGUAUUGUAUGGUGCCCCCCAGACAAGACAUGUGCGUAAUGACGUUGACUUGUGCAGAUAUUGAAAAGGUAGUUCCGCGACUGAUGCCGCUUUGGAACACACCGGACAACCCAUUCCUUUGCAUAGUCAUCCCGGCUUCUACGGAGUCGGAAAUACUGAUGCAGGCCAUAAUGGCGUUGUCGUCACACCAGCUGUCCCUUCAACGUGGAAGAGCUCUUGAUCACUUGCUCAACCCUCCGGGAGAUGAAUACAACGGACUGAAGGCCUUGCGACACAAACAAAAAGUUCUGACACUACUAAGAGAGAAUUUGGCCAAGCCAGACCUACUCAGGGACGACGCCACUCUUGCAGCAUGCAUGCUCAUGCAGACGUUUGAGGUAUUACAUUCAGGCACCUCCGGCUGGGAUCACUGGCUCAAAGGAGCCACACUGUUCAUCCAGCUGAGAGGCAAACUUGAAAGCGACCUGAAAGAUUCAAACAGUUGGGUGAGACUAGCCAAAUGCGUGGUGGCUAUUGAGACUUUCGCAGCAACGUCUACCCGCUUCGACUUGUUGGUAGCGGAACAGUAUUGGAAUAUCUACCGACGACUUCGGCAGGACGAUUUACGGCAAGUAGCCCUGGGACGCAUCUCGGGUCUGAAAGAGGAUCCGGACGACGAACAUUUCCAAAAGUUGGUAGGAUGUCCAGUCGUGGUGGUAUACUCGCUCGGGCGCAUGGUCAUGCUCGCCCAAUCUCGGGAGGAGACCGAAGCAACCUCCAACAUGCAAAACGAUGCUGAAUGGCACAGCACCUGGUCCAUCGAAUCGGUCAAGCUAGAGGACCUUCUGCUGCGGUGGCGCCCCAGAAGCGGGUCGCAGCCGGACGAGAAACAUCUAGCCGAAGCUUUCAGGCAUGCCGCCCUUGUUUUCUACUACCGGAAGAUUCGGAAACUGGACUAUUGCCAUGAGACUGUGCAGUAUCACGUGCGGCAAACUUUUAUCAAUCUGGAAUCCCUUACGCCAUCAUCCUACAUCGAAGGCAUUGCUCUGUGGCCAACCAUGAUGGCCGCUCUCGCAAUCAAUGAAAAUGACGCUGCCAUGGCAAAGAAGGCCAUCAAAAGGAUACGAGGCAUGAGUAGCCAUGUCAGGGAUCCGCUUUAUCAAAAUGCCGAAGAAGCCCUCAAACUUCUUUGGACCAAGCGCAGGGAGUCCAAGACAUGGGAGGAGAGGAUUGGCGUCGACUGGAAUGAACUGAGCGAAGAGAUGGAUUGGAAAUGGUGUUGGGUCUGA